This is a messenger RNA of Seminavis robusta, 7778 nucleotides long. The record is from the annotation of a GenBank genome assembly. NCBI's taxonomy places the organism in Eukaryota, Bacillariophyta, Bacillariophyceae, Naviculales, Naviculaceae.
AGUGAGUCAUGGUGCCCCAACCCUGCAGGCUCUCUGUGGUGUCGAAGGUUACAGCCAAGCGGCCAUGAUGAUGGAGGCAGCACUACAGCGGUAGCAAGAAGAAGCUAUCUUUUUCAGGCAGGGACCGACAGACGCCAAGAGGAAAUCCUACCUCUAACCGACCAAUAGCAAAGCAAGGGAGUGGGCUGCUCAUUCAUCCUUUGGGCUCCCCACUUGCAUGCAUGGAUGGCGUCGAAAUAUUCGAAUCUUUGCUUUCCGUCCAAGCCAACGAAGACCUAAGCCAAGCCAGGAAUAGCGUCGAUCGUAUUGUGUCCAACCCCUCCGCUCCGAUCUUUAACUUCCACCAAGAGCCAACAAACAAGAGUUCAGGAGUUGACAGCCUAGUUGACUGACUGAUUGAUUCCUAUUAUUGUCCAGAGAUUGUCUGCUACGAUUGAUUGACAUCUUAUCUGAAGCUACCAGAAGUGACUUUGCUCUUGAUACCUAGAAAGGCCAACGAGUCGAGCAACCAUGGGCUGUGGACCUUCCAAACCCGGAACUCAAUCCACUCUGGACGAACACGAGGCGUUCGGCAACAACAGUAGCGGAAAUUCCAAUUAUCAGCCUCCCGCAGCGCAAUCCACUGGUGGAGCCGGAAAGACCAACCAGAAUGAAGGCAACCCUAGCACGGCGACACCCAGCAAUGGCGCGACACCGCCCCCUUCAGGAGCUCAGCCACAACAGCAGCAACAACAACACACGCAUCCAGCUGCUCCACAGGCUCCAGCCACAACAGCUCCACCUGCUCCUGCUCCAAACAACAACAACAACAUGCCACAAUCUACUACUGCACCAACUCAGCAAACGGCUGCUUUGGGGAGUAUUACCAAUGCAGCUCCAGCAUCGGCUUCGUCGUCGGUUCUCAAUGGAUCUUCCAACGCGCUACACAUGUCCACAGAAACACAAUGGAAAGAUCUAUGGGAAGCCCUCAGUCCCUUUCUGUUGGAUCCAGCGGAUGUCAUUGCCGUCAUUUCCGAAGUCAUGAAUGACACAUCCAAUCGACUCUUAUCCACCGAUAUCAAUUUCAUUCUCCGUAGAGUCAGACAUGUCGUACGAAACCUGCCUCGAACCAAUGGAAACUUUGGACAAACCAGAAAAAUACAAGUAUUCUCCUCCAGUACCAACAACAAUAAUUCACUCGAAGCCGAAGGCAGAGCCACUGCCGAACGACAUCAUCUACUCAGUGCACAUGUCUUUCGCAGAAUUCUAGGAUCCCCCAUGGACAUUCCCAAACCGGAUGGCAAAGAAGCGGCGUCGGUCUUUCCGGAUCCCAUUGAAGCGGCGUAUACACUCUUGCUGCAUUUGUCUUCGGAACCACUCUGUGAACGAGCAUCGGCCAUUGCCAUCAAGACGGCAAAGAACGCUGGACUCGAAAUGGAUGUCAACAAGGGACGCAACUUUAGUCAACGACCCAACCCCGUGGGAAUAUCCAAAGAAGAAAUGCCAGAUUUGCCGCCGGGUAUCACGGUACAAUCGUAUGCCUUUUUACUCGCCCUGGCGCUUCGAGGGACCCGAAAGCAACGAGUGCAGCUAUUAUUCUAUUUGUUACUCCCACCCAAGACAUUGGAAAAGUUCCUCGCCAAUCAUCCCGCAGGAGGAGUGCCGUUUUGGUUGUUGGAAGUCGGAACGGAUAUUGUCUUUUCUCUCGCGUCCAUGGCGCACUAUCAUCUAUACGGGCACUCCUUCUUGCCAGCCAAUUAUUUAGAAGAGCCACCACAGAAACCAUUCGCAUUUCCUACAUCCGGUCAACCCAUGCGAUUGAAAGUUUCCGCUAGUGGGACACAGGAAUUCUUGGGGUGGCUCAUCAAGCCACCGCCCAACUCCAACCGAUCCAUGGACUCUCCACAAAACAACCCGUCGCCCAGUCGCAGAAUUCCACCCAACCGAAGAGGCAGCAACAACAACCUCACCGACGGAAACAACAAUGGCGAUGCCAAUGAUCUAGCGCUGUUUGGAAAAACAGAAGUCGUCGAACGAUUGCAGGAAGUGGCCGAUGGAAAGCAAUUGCCAACGUCAUCGAAAGACAAGGAAGAUCCAGCCAUGGAAGUUUCCAGACGAAAAUAUCUCAUGGCGCAGCAACCUGUCAAUGGUAGCAUGGUCUACUGGUCCAUGGAAGACUUUUCCCAUUGGACCGAGGAAGCAUUGGAUGAUUUGGCUCUAGAUACGGUCAUGCAUAAAUUGUUCGCGUCAGGAGUGCUACCCACCUACUCGAUGGAAAAAGAGCUGGUCGAGACUCGUUGGAUGGAAUGGCAAUGUACGGCCAGAGACUACUUUUUGGCAAUGAAAGAAGGCGAAGCCGACGAUGGAUCCACGCUCGAUUAUUUAACUUCCUCGGUGAAGAGGUUGAUAGAUUCCUGCCAAAAUGGAGUUGCUUCGCCAACCGCCAAUGGUAAGAAAAGCAACAACAGAGACCGAGUCUGGGGGGGAAUCGGUGGUUUUGACGGGCGGGGAGCUAUGGGCUUCGGAAUCAUGUACUGCAUUGAUAGGAAAUGGUGGGAUGCCUGGGAAGCCUACGUUGGUUGGACUUUUGACGGUGCACCCGUGAAGAAGCGAUCACUGGUGCGGCCUGGAGAACUUUCCACCGAAUCCCUUCUGGACCGCGAUCCUGAUUCCAGCAAUGGCGGCCUUUAUGGAUCCUUCGAGGCCAUGAAGGAAGAGCUGAAGCGGGACGCGGACUAUGUGUUGGUACCCCAAGGAGUCUGGGAUGUCUUGUACGAACUCUACGGAGGAGGUCCGCCCCUUCCUCGACCGACUCUGUCCCCCGAAAAGGCCCACGUUUCCGCAAAUGUCGACGAAGAGAGUUUUGAAGCGACAUUUAAGAGAGACGGCAGCGCCGAUCCCGACAAACCAUUUGAUGAGAUCAAUGUUGACCAAGCGACCAAACAGAAUACAGUACUGAGAAUACCAAAAUCGCUCCGUGUUGCUCUGCACCCGUGGAUCAUUCACGUGCAUUUAUGUGAUCCCCAACAACCCUACCGACGAGGCGAUGUUGGGCCUCUCUCCAUUCGAAUUAUGGCUUGUCCUGACGAACCCCUGUGGAGAUUGUUCGCAGAAGCGAUAGUUCGUCUUCCUCUCCAAAACCUCAAAGCAUACAACACGGACGGACGUGGGCGAGCUCGAUUGUGGAUAAAGACAACACCGACCAGUCCCAAGGAUCCGCUGUCGCGAUAUGGCCCCUGGACGCUGCUGUGUAAGAAUCGCUACGCCAAGUUGCCAAUGGUGAACUACUCGGUGGAGCUGGAGGAACACUUUAAUGAGUUGAAGGAAGAUUGGGAAGCGUACGCUGAUAAGGCUUCAGUUGAAGGCGCGUGUCUCUCGGAUGACGACCAAUUGAUGCUGGAAUGUGCCAUUAUCAAUAAGAAUGGCGAUUUCAUGUGGCCGAGAGAAGCGGCGGCAAAAGCUGGCAGAGUACGUCGUUUGGCGGACGAAGACAUGAAAUUCCGGCAAUUGCUUCGUGGAAUCGAUGAAAACGGCGAACCUUUGGAAAAUCCCCCCAAGCUUGUUGGCAUGACAGUAGACGCAAUGGAUUCGUCAGGCAGGUGGUAUCAAGUGGAAAUUCUCAAAGUGGAAAUUGUCUCCGUGGAAGCAGAUGGGGGCGACGAUACCGAGUCUGGCGAAGGGGAACAGGGAGAAAGCAAACUAGUAAAAGUCGAUUUCACCGAAUUUGGAGGACACCUGGAGAAUAUUGACAUUGAAUCUGAUCGCCUAGCAACAGCAGGCAGAUUCACUCUUGGUCGACCUGAUGAAAGUCCAACUUCGCAAGGGCGCUCGAACAGUACCACGUCAAACUCGCACGACACAAAGGCAAAACCGGUGGUUACUGCGAAGAAAAGCAACGCGGAUAACUUCUCCGAGAAUGGCAAAGUGUGCUCGUUUCCUGGGUAUGGAGCAUGUGGACUCGCUAAUCUUGGAAACACUUGCUACAUCAACUCUGCGAUUCAAUGCAUCAGCUACAUGCCGCUUCUUCGGGCGUACUUGCUCAGUGCGCAGUACAAGGCUACCGGCGACCUUAAUCGGGACAAUCCAUUCGGCACCGGAGGAAAGCUACUGGAAGAGUUCGCGGAAUUGCUGCGGCUCAUGUGGAGCGCUCGUCACGGAGAGAAAUCCCCAACACGUUUCAAAUCGCAGCUUGGAAAAGCCAACUCUCAAUUUUUGGGUGCCGAUCAACAAGACGCUCAGGAGUUUCUGAACUACAUGCUUGACAAGGUGCACGAGGACAGCAACAAAAUAAAGAAGAAGCCUUACGUUCUGGCUCUGGAAGACGAUUGGGUGAAGGUGACAAGGUUGCCUCGAGUCGGGGACGAAGCUUGGAGAAGAUUCUUGCGUCGGGAUCGGUCCAUCAUGGCAGAUGUCGCGAUGGGCCAAGUCCUAAGUACUACGACGUGCCCCGUGUGCAAUUUUUCCAGCCGAAGCUUUGAUCCAUUCAAUCUACUAUCGAUCCCCAUCCCGACUGUAGCUGAUGUUGUUUUCCAAUGCACGGUUAUUCGAAGAGCGACAACUUUCAAUUGCCCUUGGAUUCUCAACAAACCCAGGAAGGGAGACAAGCGACGAUCGCGGUUCAAUUUCACGUUUUCUGCCGCGGGCUCUUCGCCACCGUCGGAACAAUUCGUCGCGGAACAGUAUGUCAUUGCAAUGUCGAGGCUUGCUGACAGUGGUGACCUACGACUUCAAAUCCAAAACAUUUGUGGAAUUCCCGCUGAAAACCUUCGGCUGGGCCGUUCUGAAGAAGUAAUAAUACAUGCCGAUGCCGAAUCGGUGGUUAUGCGCCAGCAGAAAAUAAUUCCAUUGACUGACAAGGAGGGCCCCUGCAGCCAGAUUGCAAAACAACGACCAUCUGCCGACGACAGUGCAACCGUUCCUACACAAAUCAUUGCCUUUGAAACGACUCUAAAGGGGAGGCCGCCGGAACAACCCAGUGAAGGCAAGACUGAUAGCGCAGGGGAGUCUGCAGAAGAGGAGGACGAAGAAGACGAUCCCAAGCAUUCCCCUGGCGCGCCUUCUUCUUCGGAACUGAGGGAUCUGGAGAAACAGCUGGAGGUUUACGGUGACGAGAAGGAGUGCAGGAUAUAUGAUACAGACCCUUUUUUGGUUGCGAAAGCCGUCUCCAGAAGCUUGUGGCCACGUUCGGAAAGCGAGCUGAAGCUUGGACUGAGAGUCGAUGCCAUUGACCAUCGCGGCAACUGGUUCCCCGGCAGCGUUGUGGAACUCGUCGAAGGCGUGCAGAACCCCAACGAAAAGGCCCCAGCCGACGAAACUGCUUCCAUGACAAAGGUCCGAGUUCAUUUCGACAACUUUUCCACCAAAUGGGAUGAAUUGUAUACCAUCAAUCAUUUCAGGGAAGGCAAAGUCAGGCCACUGUAUUCACAUUCAUCGCGCAGAGCCAAACCGACAGAGUUUAUUGUUCAUCAUCGAUUCACCGACAACUCUACCAGAUUGUCCAAUCUUUUCGGUCAAUCCUUCUACGUGCAGUGCCAGAACGAAUGGAGUACGGCGAGGGCUGGAGCUCACAUCUUGGCGCAGGCAACAAGAUUCCUUCAACGAAGCUCAGAUUGGUCAGGCCCCAUUGAUCUUGACGAUCCUGGUGCCAUCGAACGUGACGCAAAAGUCCAGCGACUGUACGAGCGAACGCACAGCUCCAUUUCGGAUUUGAUUGAUCUCCUGGUGGACUGUGACAGGGAAUAUGUGCGGCUCGCACUGGGCAUCUCAGAGCACAACUCGGAAGACCAAAAGGCUGAGCCGUACAGAAAUCCGACGUUUGAUGCAACAAUCUUAUCAACGGCCCUUGUGAAGAAAGUGGCGAAUCUGCUCCACCGUCUCCCAUUCGAGGUUCGUGUCUGCACGAUCGAGUCAACCCAAGGCAACAAGCCUGGAGCAGCAAAUGAAGAAGUGAACUACCCAUUCUCCUUGAUGCGGACUAUUGGGAACUACAUGAACGCUCGACACGCAGUUGUCCUACAAUGGAAGGAGCCACCAUCCGACAAGAAGAGUGGCACACCGUCGAAUUACUUGAAUGCACCCGUCAUGUAUGUUGAGCCGAACAUUGCAAUCGACAGGGCCAGCGCCGAAAUCCUAAAGAGCAAAGAAGAGGCCAGAAAGAAGGCAGCGGAGAGUCGACCAGGCAGCGGUGGACUGCACCUUGGAGUAUGCCUCAGCGAAUUCUGCAAAGUGCAACAGCUGUCUAUCGUUAAUGAUAACUGGAGGUGUCCUCGAUGCAAGGAGUUCAGAGAAGGCAAGCAAAAUCUUGAUCUCUGGAAGCUGCCAGACUUGCUGACCUUUCACAUCAAACGCUUCAACUGCUCUGCGCGGUGGAGGGAAAAGAUUUCCACCAAAGUGAACUUCCCGCUGACGGGGUUAGAUAUGAGCGAAUGGUGUCACGACGAGUCCCCGGCAGUACAUGGUUCAACGGAGUCCAACGUCUAUGACUUGAUUGGUGUUAUGAACCACUAUGGAAGCAUGACAGGAGGACACUAUGUAGCGGUGUGCAAGGCCACGGCGUGCGGGAAAGAUGGAAGGGAGGAAGUGGCGUACAACUUCAGCGGUGCCGGCGCUAGCAGCCUGGAGGUGGAAGAGGACGCUGAAGCUCCAACUGGAUGGCGCAUAGGUCGACAAAAGGCGGAGGUUGUGAAUCAGAACAAAGUAGCAGCUGGCGUGAGCGCCAAGGCUGUUGCGGAGUCUGCUGAGCCCCUUUGGUUGCAAUUUGACGACGAUUUGGUGGAGCCUGUACCGCCUCGCUAUGUUGUAUCGGAAAUGGCAUAUGUGUUGUUUUAUCGACGGAGGCGACUGACCCCGUCGAACAUAGCUAAGUACAGUACUUUAGAGUGAAUAUUUACUUUUUUUGAGCCAAUGAUCUAUUGGUUUGUUGAGGCGAGACAACAUACGGUAGCCCUAAAUAGAGCGGGGAUAGCAGAAGCAAACCAAGCUGCUUUUGUACCGCAUGUGCUUAGAUUCUUGGUGGUAGUUGGAUCGAACUGAGCAAAGCAACGGCGAGCUCAGGUACAGGGUCAGUGGGGUUGGACUGAGUCGAAUCUUCAUUCAAUCGAAUCAUUGGGGUCGUUGCUUGGGUGCACGCCGGGCUACCGUGUUUGCUGGCCCCUGUGAUCAGAUAGAUGCUAGAUUUAUUCUGGCUGACUGGUACGUAGAUAGACCACUCUGAGAGAAGUGAGAAGUAGAAUGAUAAUCAGAUUCUGUAUCUGAUCGAAGCUUGCAAAUCUUUCUCGGUCACUGGUCAGUGGCAAGAUUGUGUAAUACCGUAAUAAUUACUUUUGCUGUUUCAGGUUACUGGUAGAGUUCCAGGAAAGGAUUAUUGGUAGUGCCGACGUGCCAACAGGAGAAGGCACAAUUGUUUCUAUCUGCUUAAAGAUAAGGUAUCUGGCAUAGAUAGCUUCAUUAAACCAUUUGAUUUUCAAUUGAGAAUUGAGGGCUACUUCUAAGGGAACAUGAUGUGUUUGGGCCAUUAUCAUUCUUGUUUGUCGAAUUGUCGAUUGUACUAGUACACUAGUACAGAACUCGCCACAAUGCCACAAUCCUGCUUGGGCACAGCAGCAGCGCAAGCUUUUCUUCACAGACGCAAGUUGGAACAAACAAGUCUGGGCCUUGUAUAUAAGAUAGAUGCUCAGCAGUGAUUAGCAGCAGUAAUAUUCAUAGCUUACUCGUACCGUUCUGUAGUGAACUCUGUCCAAUCCAAUUUCCAGCUAAUGCAUAGAUAGCCAGAGUGCAGUAUCUGAACUACAGUAAGUCUU